This is a messenger RNA of Gasterosteus aculeatus aculeatus (three-spined stickleback), 3576 nucleotides long. It is a transcript of the gene klf6a, whose product is annotated as Kruppel like factor 6a. Gene Ontology annotation, molecular function: RNA polymerase II cis-regulatory region sequence-specific DNA binding; DNA-binding transcription factor activity, RNA polymerase II-specific. The record is from RefSeq and is a predicted model, not a curated record. NCBI's taxonomy places the organism in Eukaryota, Metazoa, Chordata, Actinopteri, Perciformes, Gasterosteidae. Gene Ontology annotation, biological process: regulation of transcription by RNA polymerase II.
GUGGUUGCUUCCCAUCCAGUCCGGCGCAGUGUUUGCAAACACCUUGAACGCCAGCGAGAGACGAAGGGGGGGAGACGGACUGACGGACGGACGCUCGGCUGCUACACUGCUGCUGAAAACAAGCGCCUCUUCGCGUGCAUCGCAGGGGACGGCUGUCAUUCCUUCUACUGGGUGUUAUUUUGGUUCCUCUUCUACUUGAGAAAACACAUUUAACUGAAGCUACACAGCAUUUUUAAUUUUUUUUUUAAACUAAGCUCUGGGAAAAAAUGGAUGUUCUACCCAUGUGCAGCAUCUUUCAGGAACUUCAAAUAGUUCACGACACGGGCUAUUUCUCAGCCUUACCAUCACUGGAGGAGUACUGGCAGCAGACAUGCUUGGAGCUGGAGCGCUAUCUGCAGAACGAGCCCUACGUCUCCCCGUCCGACCUCAAGUUUGACAGCCAGGAGGACCUCUGGAGCAAGCUGAUGUUGGCCUACGGGGACAAAGCCAAGGCCGAGUCCGACCCCAAGCUGCCCGUCUCGGCCCAUGACGAGGACAAUCAGGACAGCCCGAUCUUGGACACCAACAGUGUGAAUUCGGACGCCAGCAGCGAGGCGUCGGACAGUUCCGAGGAGCUCUCGCCCACGCACAGCUUUACCUCCAACCCCCUGGGCUCGGUCCUGGUCGGCUCUGGACCUUUUAGCCCCUCCGUCAUAAGCACUCCCCCGUCCUCUCCGGAGGCCACCUCAGAGGCCGGUGGCGUGACCGGCGGCUGGGUCGCCGCCCAGUUGCACUUGCCGGUUAAAAGCCGGAGCGGCGGGUCGGCGAAGGGUGUGGAAAAGACUGUACUCAUGUGCGGGGACGCGUCCCCGGACGGCAGGAGGCGAGUACACAGGUGUCAGUUCAACGGGUGUCGCAAGGUCUACACGAAGAGCUCCCACCUAAAGGCACACCAGCGCACACAUACAGGUGAGAAACCGUACCGGUGUUCGUGGGAGGGCUGCGUAUGGCGCUUUGCACGAAGCGACGAGUUGACCAGACACUUCAGGAAGCACACUGGGGCAAAGCCAUUCAAAUGCACUCACUGUGACAGAUGUUUCUCCAGGUCUGACCAUCUGGCCCUUCACAUGAAGAGGCACGUCUAGAGUGGGGGCGAGCUCCAACCAACAGCGACGGGGGGGCAAAGUUGUUGUAAAAAGGAGAGAAAGAGAGAGGUGGGGGGGGAACCCGCCGUCUCCCGACCAGUCUCUUGGUGGAACUGUCCCUGAGCAGAGUGGCGGGGAGCGUUUCCAGCCAAAGCAUGCCGUUUUGCACCAUACUGAAACCCAGUGCCUCCGGGACCUCAUUUUGGAGAAAAGGUGCUCUGAAGGUUGUCUACUGCGACAAGAAUGGACAAAUUCACGGACGAGGACAAGGGGGUGGGGGCGGUAUAAAGAAAUCUUUUUGCUUGAGAAGGACUUACUCACACACAUAAAAAAAGACAAAGACAAAAAAAAAGAUGACAAAGAGAGCGAAUGAUUUGUAUGUGUGGUGCAUGAUGUUUUGGAGGCUCAUUCCUGGACAGAAGAUACACUGGUACUUUACAAAAAUUGUCUGAGGUAAGCAUGUGUGCACUGUGAAUGUCUGAGACUGGCUGACCGGCCCCCUCCCCCGGGAGGACAGGAGGCGAGGUGGGGUCGACGGAGGAUGGAAGGUGCGGGGCUGGUACCGAUGUUGCUGUGGACUGAAUGUGUUUCUGGAGGGGAAACAUUCCAUUCGUGUUUCCCCGGUGGCAGCGGGAGGACGGGGCAGGAAGGAGAAUCCUGCCUGCCUGUCUGUCUGGCACCCAGACUACGGGGGGGGAGGGUUUUGGGUUGGGUUUGACCUGAGAGAAGGUGGACCUGUCACCCUUCUGGUCAGUGACCCUGGGGCCGCAACCUCCCCCCUCCCCCGGUCACUGUAUGACAGAAGCUUUUUUUUGGUGUUUUUUGGUGCAGCUACUAAAUGUGCAAUGUGUUAUGUAGCCUGGUUUAUUUUAUUUUUUUAUUUUUUACAAGCUACAAAGCUCAUUUGUAGUCCAAUUGUAAAAGCCUUGUGCUUAUAACAGGUAUAACACAACUAUACUAUAACUUCAGUAUCAUAGACAGGUGUUGCAUGGUUCUAGGGUUUGUUCAUUUCAUGUUUCCACUGUAAUCAGGACUGCAAAUAGUCAAUAAAAGUGCAGCUAAAGUGCAGACGGUUAAAUGUUACAAUAUUGUACAUAAUGCCUUGAUUUCCUCUUUUCUUCACAACUUCAUUCUGUUUAUUUUCAUCUGGCUGGAGAUUUCCCUCACUGCUUCCUCACUCAUCACUCAUCCAUUGCCUUGAGGUGUGACUUUUUUUUGUAUUUUCUUUUCUAUCUAAUAAUGCACUGUUGGCCUUAAUGGUGCCUUAUGCAAGUGACUCAGCCCUGUGGCAGCGGUGGGUUGUUUUUGUUUUUUUGUUUUCCCUCCCAGGGGAAGUCGCAUCUGUUGUGUGGGUGAUUUAAAAAGCUAGAUCAAGGCUCCGUUACACGUUAACUCGUAGCUCUUUGUGUUUUAAUUCUGUCUGUUGUGGAGGGGAGGGGGAGGGGGUGGGGUAUUUUCAGCACUAGUUUAGUCCGUCGGAACAAAAAAGUUUAGGGCACUUAUAUUCACUUAUUAAAGGGGUUUUCAUUGUCAAUACUACUGUGUAGUAUGUACUUGAGUUCAUCACACUCUGAAGUACAAACAAACCACACUCUGCCAACAAAAAUAGUUUUAUCUUUUAUUUGUGUAGUUGAUACAGGACUGCUCCCCGGUGCUGCGUCCGCCCCCCCCUUGUCCCUGCAAGUGGGACUGAGGAAAAACUCUAAAGAUUUAUUGUAAUGAACAGGCUGCAGUCGGACCGGCCUCGCCUUGUACUGCCUCUGGGUAAUGAAUUGCUAAAGGCUUUGUUGGCAUGGAAUCUGUCACAGACUGCUGACUGUGCAGGUUGGUUAUUGACCCCGUCUGGGGAGCGUUGCUUUAGCCGUAGUGCAACAGUAUUAUGGAAACCAUGGCGGGGGGUGAAUGCUCUCGGGAGCAGAUCAAAUUGAGAUUUGACCCCCAAAAGAAGCCCAUGACAAUAUUCCCCUCAAAGAUGGAUGCAUGGGGUCACAUGCAUUCACUUGCUCCGGACCAGCGUGCCUUGCUGCAACGCCGCAUUCUUAAAUAUUUCACAUCAGGCGGGUGAGCCCAAACUUGUAGUUGCUGUCCGCAAUUCAUUUGUGAGGGUUGGCAGCGCCUUUUGUGGCAGGGGGGAGGAACAUCCAUUUGACGGGGGGGGCGGCAGCCAAUACUGUUCUGGUGGUAAUUGAGCCUUGAUUAAGCCCGUGUUUGCUCGCAUCUUUCAUCAACGCUUUCAUCCCACACUACCCUAACAUAUUCCGUCUCUCUCUCUCUUACAGCUCUUUGUUCUCAACUGAAUCUUUGUAGAAAAAAAAAAAACUAAAAAAACUUUUGUAAAAUUGUUAUGUUUAUGCUUUAUGAAAUUUUUAUUUGAAAUUGUUUUGCAGAAUUGUUAUAUUUCUGUAUGAAUGUAUUUUUUAUUGGAAUAAUAAGAAAUUCUUAUCUGACUUUG